Cynara cardunculus var. scolymus (artichoke) is the source of this 1221-nucleotide messenger RNA. RefSeq names its product PR5-like receptor kinase. The transcript has a single exon. NCBI's taxonomy places the organism in Eukaryota, Viridiplantae, Streptophyta, Magnoliopsida, Asterales, Asteraceae. The coding region runs from base 123 to 1118 and encodes 331 amino acids. Gene Ontology annotation, molecular function: protein kinase activity; ATP binding. Gene Ontology annotation, biological process: protein phosphorylation. The record is from RefSeq and is a predicted model, not a curated record.
UGACAUUCACAGCAUUUUGCAUAAUAAAGCGUUCAUCGAGCAACUGCGUAGCAACAUUUAAGCGUAAAACCGAGGAUGACAAAAGUGUCGAGGCCUUUAUCAUUCGAUAUGGAUCCUUAGGUAUGAAGAGGUACACUUAUGUUGAUGUCAAGAACAUGACAAACUCGUUCCAUGUGAAACUAGGACAAGGAGGUUUCGGAACCGUGUUUAAAGGAAAGCUAUCAGAUGGUCGUCUUGUUGCAGUAAAAGUUUUGAACACAUCAAAAGCAAGCGGGCAAGAAUUUAUAAACGAAGUUGCGAGUAUAGGUAGGACUUCUCAUGUUAACAUCGUUACCCUCUUGGGAUUUUGUUUCGACCAUAAAAAAAGAGCGCUCAUAUACGAGUACAUGCCAAAUGGAUCAUUAGAAAAGUUCAUAUAUCGCCAUGUUCCUCUCGAGACAAGGGUAUGCUUGGGAGUCGAGAAGCUGUUUGAGGUAGCACUUGGAAUAGCACGAGGUCUUGACUACUUGCAUCGUGGGUGCAACACUCGUAUUUUGCAUCUUGACAUAAAGCCACAUAACAUCCUUCUUGAUGAAGACUUCUGCCCCAAGAUAGCAGAUUUCGGGCUUUCUAAAUUGUACUCUAGAAAAGAGAGUGUCGUUUCUAUGUUAGAGGCUAGAGGAACCAUCGGGUAUAUUGCCCCAGAAGUUUUUAACAGAAACUUUGGAGGAGUCUCCCAUAAAUCUGAUGUGUAUAGUUAUGGGAUGUUGAUACUAGAAAUGGUGGGAGGAAGGAGAAACGUUGAUGUUGCUGUCGGUUCUGGGCAUACGAGUGAGAUAUAUUUUCCUUAUUGGGUUUAUGACCGUCUCAAGAAGGACGAAAUCCUAUUAGACGGUGUAACGACUAUGGAGGAAAACGAAUAUGCUAGAAAGAUGACGAUUGUUGGCUUAUGGUGUAUACAAGCCAAUCCAGUGCAAAGGCCAUCCACGAAUGAAGUGAUCGAAAUGUUAGAAGGAAGCAUGGAGGAACUGGAAAUGCCACCAAAACCGUUCUUUUCUUCUCCUCCGCGAUCCCCGAUCUCUACGUUUAACACAUCACAAGAAGUGAGUCGAGAUCAUCGUAGUUCAGCAAAGUCAUGAGAUGUAAAUGAGAUAAAUUAUGAAAUAUGAUAAUUACGUUACUCUAGAGAUAACAAGUUAAUCUUUCCCAAUUGACAAGAAUUUGGCCAAUCAAGGUGAAAAA